Messenger RNA from Trematosphaeria pertusa, 420 nucleotides. RefSeq lists its product as uncharacterized. NCBI's taxonomy places the organism in Eukaryota, Fungi, Ascomycota, Dothideomycetes, Pleosporales, Trematosphaeriaceae. Bases 29 to 244 code for a protein of 71 amino acids. The record is from RefSeq and is a predicted model, not a curated record. The transcript has 2 exons.
CACUCCUUCACUUCUGCCGGCGAACAUCAUGCGUCCAUCUUCGCCACUCGCUUUCCUCUUCGCCUCUCUAUUCGCCUUCUCCUCUGCAUAUCCAACGCCGACAAUCCAACUCCAAGCGAGGGGCUUCUUCAGCGAUCUCAAAGACACGGUUGUAGGCGCGGCUGAAGAGGUGAAGGAGGCCGGCGAGGAUGCCGUCGAUCAAGCCAGAGAAGGGGUUGACCAAAUCACGGAAGCUGUCUCAUAAGGCUUUGAUACACGGGGCCUUGGGCCGGCGAAACGUACAGGCUAGCUGGGCUAAUUGCGAUGAGCAAGACCAUCUCAAAGAACGCCGUAAAGGAAGCGGGUCCUAUUCGUUCAAUGUACAUUACACAUAGCAUACCUAAAGCCGACUCUGAAUCUUCUCCAAAGUAUCUCCAAGCG